CAAGACAGUGCGUUUAUUGAGAACUCUCUUUGUAUGAUGAAAAAUAUUUAUGUGAUUUUUCUAUAAGUGGCAACAAAACAAAUGCAGGGAAUUUCCCACUAGUUUCAGUUUGUGAAUUUUAAAGUUACAUAGUUUUGCAAUUUAUUAAAACUAAGUGUUAUACCUUACGUAUUACAAAAAAGGAAUUGUAUUGAAAUAUAAAAGCUAUGGAAGCCCCUGCAGCUAAAGGACCGAUUCGUCGAAUCACAAAAAAUGAUCUUUUAAUUUUAGCAUGCAACAAACGUAAUGAUCUACUGUUAUAUGAGUUGAACAGGACAAAUUUUGGGUUUCAAAGAUUUCUUCAAAAUCAAGAAUAUUUGAAACAAGAUGGUAAAAUCGAUUGUGAUAUUAUGGCAACUCUCGUUCAAAUAAUCUAUAAUGUUUGCACUGUGAGUUUAAAUAGACUGGAAGGUAGUCUUGUGAAAUUUCUUGAAAUGUUGAAGGAUUGCAAAAAGUUUAUUUUUGUUGAUGUCCAUGUCACAAUAAAUACACUUUUAAUAGAAAAACAUUCAACCAAUUUAGUUACACUUACCACAAACUAUUUGAUUAUUUUGCAAAAAUUACUAAGGCAUUGUGAGUGUAGAGAAAUUAUAGAUGAUGUUUUUCCGGCUCUACAGAACUACUUUAACACGAUGCGGCUUCGAAAGUUGCAAAACUUAGCAGACAUCAAAGCUCAGUUUGACAUAUUAAAACACAAAAUCGAAAGAUUUGAUGACCCUAAGCCUGCAUUGGAGGAUUUAGAUGAAUUGGGUAAAUUUCGAGAGCUCUCUAUUGUACCUAGAGAAAAUGAUAUAAUAAAUUGUGAAACUCCAGAUUUACCACAAAAUAUUAUUGAUGGCCCUUACUCAAGUGUUAACCACUAUUUAGCAGUUCACUUUCGCCUUACAAGAGAGGAUAUGCUUCGAUCAUUUCGUGAAUGUGUUGCGCAUUGUUUGAAUUCGGAUGAAACAGCACUCAUUAGAUCAGAGACCCAAAAAUAUGAUAAAGUUCUUGUGGUACGUCCAGCGAAAUAUAAGCCUGAAGGUAUAUGCUGUACAAUCGAAGUUUAUUCAUCCAAAGCGGUCAAUUGGAAAGACUCUAUUCUCUCACUACCUGGAAGUAUGGUCUGUCUAACUCCAGACAAGUUUAAUAAAGUAAUAUUUGCAUCUGUCCAAGAGUUGAAAGCUCCCACCGGAAAAAGUGAAAAAUGUACUAUAAAACUCAUUUUAGAAGAUGACCGCUAUGAAGAUUCAUUGUAUGCAGAUGUUCAAUAUCUAAUGGUGGUUCCAAAUGCGUAUUUUGAAUGCUAUAAGCAUGUAUUGUCUGCUAUAAAAAGCUUUAGUCCGAGCAGUUUUCCUUUGUCUGAUUAUCUUGUCUCUCUAGAAAGUAGUGAAGCUUCGCCUGAAUACUUGAGAGAUCCUGAUAGCUUAUUAGGUCGAAAGUAUUCCCUUUGUGAAAAUUGUGAGUAUUCUUCUGAAGGCUGUGAAAUUCCGGACAAGAAUGAAGAUUUGUGCAAAAAAUUUGAUCCGUUGCUUUAUGAUGAAUGGCCAUCAGCAGAUAGUUUAAAAUUAGAUGAACACCAGUAUGAAGCUUAUAAAUUAGCUUUGACUAAUAAAGUAGCAAUAAUACAAGGCCCACCAGGCACAGGAAAAACAUUCAUGGGAAAGAAGAUGGUGAAAGCUCUUUUAAAAAACACUAAUCUUACUCCUAUUAUCAUCUGCUGUAUGACAAACCAUGCUCUUGAUCAGUUUCUUGAAGGUCUUUUGAAAGAAAAUGUUGAAAACAUUGUUAGACUCGGUAGUCAAAGCAAAAGUACAAUUAUGAAACCAUACACUAUGGAUAACAUAGUUUUGACUCAUAAGCUUUAUAUGGAACAAGACAAUUCUAAUCGUAUAACAGAUCAGAUAGCAAAAUCCAUCAUAAAGAGGAUGCAGAAAUUUAUGCCUCAUAUUUUAAAUCCCGAUGUUAGAUAUGGUGGUGAAUAUGAUCCAGCACUUUUUGCCUUAAAAGACAUAUGUCGGGAUUUGAAUAAUGAUAUAGAGUUGCUUGAUUUCUGUAAAAACAAAUAUUUAGAAAGUUCUGCACUACAGGCUAUCAUUGAUAGUAACAAAAAAGAAGAAUUAUUGUCAAAGUCUUCUUCACGUUGCAGUGAAUUGACAGAAAAUAUUAUGGAGUGGUUAGGAUGUUCACGUAAAUUAAAACUUUAUGAAGAAUGUGAAAAACGUUUCAAUAAAAUGAAUGAGAAAAGUUUAAAUAUUACUCUGAAACAUGAAAAUAUCUGGUCCUUGCACCUAACCAACAGGUUUGAACUUUUUUAUUUGUGGCGAAAAAAUUGUAUGGAAAUUUUAAAAAAAAAUAUUGUUGAAGAAAAAGAAGAGUAUAAAAAAUUAAAACAGUCAUAUUGUGGUAAAGGUUUUGACAGUUCUCUCAAAAUUGAAGUAUUGAAAAGUGCUCAUAUUGUUGGUGUAACAACUACUGGUGCUGCAAAAUUUCGUGAAUUGCUGUACUAUGCCCAACCCUCUAUUUUAGUUGUAGAGGAAGCAGCUGAAGUGCUUGAAUCUCAUACAAUAGCUGCUCUUUUACCAAGCAUUAAACACUUUAUCCUAAUUGGUGACCAUAAACAAUUAAGGCCACUGCCAUCAGAUCAUGAACUAAGUGAAGUAUAUAAUUUAAAAAUAUCAAUGUUCGAAAGACUUUUUACGAACAAUGUUCCUAAUACAACUCUAGUGUCGCAACAUCGUAUGAAACCGUGUAUUGCUGAUCUCUUAGUUAAUGAUCAUUUAUACGAAAUGUUGAAAAGUGAUGAAAGUGUUUAUAAAUAUAAGGAAAUUAAUGGUGUGAAAUCUAGCGUCUUCUUUUUUGAUCAUGCUGAGAGAGAAUCGGAAAGAUCUUCUAGCACAAGUUCUUCUAAUAAAUUUGAAGCUGAAAUUGCUGUAGCAUUGGCAAAGUAUUUCCAGGUCCAGUCGUAUUCUCUUGAUCGAAUAACCAUUCUUGCCACUUAUGCUGCUCAAGUAAGCCUUAUUCGAGACUUCCUUUUUAAAGCCGACUUAGAAGUUAAAAUAACUACUGUUGACAAUUAUCAAGGUGAGGAAAAUGAUAUCGUUAUAGUGUCAUUUGUUAGAAAUAACAGAAAUGGUGUUAUUGGGUUUCUAAAAGAAAACAAUAGAGUAUGUGUUGCACUGUCUAGAGCAAAGAUGGGCAUGUUCUGUCUUGGUAACUUUAAAAUGUAUGCCGAGAAAAGCCCUCUUUGGAGCGCAAUUUUACCCAAAUUACAAGAGCAAGGAAUGAUAGGGGAUAAAAUUCCUUUACAAUGUAGUCGACAUGGAACUGAAACCUCUGUUCAAACUGAAGUUGAGAUUUCUGAAUUUAUGCAUCGAGGCUGCCAGCAACAAUGCAACUUCAAACUCCCUUGUGGACAUAAUUGCAUAAACAGAUGUCAUAAUUUUGAUGCUGAUCACAAGCUUUAUCAAUGUCAGUUGCCUUGUGAAAAAUUCAUCGAUGUAGAUCGAAUAUGCCCCCGAUUAUGCUUCCAGCCUUGUAAGAGAGUAAAAAAGAAUGCAAUAACUCUUCCUUGUGGGCACAAAUCCAGAACAGUUAAUAUUACAGGUUUUACUUGCCUUGAAGAGGUGCAAAAAUUAUUACCAUGCAAUCAUCUGGUCACAGUAGCUUGCUGCGUGGACAUAACUCAGUAUAACUGUCCUUCUUUGGAGACAGUUAUACUUCCAUGUGGUCAUACGAGUAAAGUUCCUUGUUUCAAAAAAGAUAAAAUAAGUGAAAUUAUCUGUCGUGAGAAGCGUCCUUUAAUUUCACCUUGUGGUCACACGGUGGAUGUGGCGUGUAAUUUAGAUUUGGAUGGAAGUGAUCUUCUGUCUUAUUGCAAUCGACUGUGUGGCAUAAUGCUGAAUUGUGGGCAUCUUUGUGAAGGUUAUUGCCGGUUUUGUUUAGAUUUUGGAAUUCAUGCACUUUGCACUGCAAAAUGUGAUCAAAAACUUCCAUGUGGUCACCUUUGUAAAGGCUACUGUAACAGUCCUUGCCCUCCCUGUAAAGAACAGUGUGGAUUGGUGUGCCCUCACGCUAAUUCAAAUAAUAGCAGAUGCAUCAAUAGCUGCUACAGACCAUGCAUUGAAUGUAAGUUGCCAUGUCAAUUACGCUGUGACCAUGUUAAAUGUCCGAAACUUUGCUAUCAAAAAUGUACUGUAGAACCCUGUUCUAUGAAUUGCUCUCAAAUCUUACCAUGUGGGCAUGAAUGCAUUGGGUUGUGUGGUGAUCCAUGUCCAUAUUUAUGUCGUGUGUGUAAUGAAAGUGACAUUGAAAAUGGUAAUCCAAAAGUUGACCGCUACAUUAUGUUGAUGGAUUGUGACCAUGUUAUUGAAAUGAAAGAGUUAAUCAAACAUAUAGAGCAAUGUUUAGAGUGUUUUGAAUGGCCUAAUUGUCCCUUAUGUUCAAAGUCGAUAUAUCAAAGCCUGCGCUUUAAGAAUCAUUUGAUGAAUGCUAAGAAUUGUCUCCUGCAAAGCUGUGAUACUAGAACAAUGGUUAGUGAAAUUAGAUUCCUUCUUCACACAACUUACGAUGCCGAUUAUAUUAUACCAGCUGUCUUCAGUGGCAUAAACAGAAAAAUCGAGCGCAUUCUUGAAAAUGAGCAAACUCCUGAUGUAUUGGUUGUUUUAAAAACUGUUGUUAAUUUAAGAAGUUUAGUUAAAAUUCAUGAAAUGAUUGAAAACUGGGGUGAGGCUAACUUUAACUGCCAUGUAUUAAAUCGUUUUGAAACCUUAUUGUUAUGGCUCUCAAAUCAUUUGAGAUAUGCUAGUUACCAGCAAAUUAUGGAAUCAGAAAAAGCAAUUGAAGUAUUAGAGAAUCUUGUUAAAAAACAAGUAGAGCUGUUCUAGGAAUGUUUGAGGUGUCUAAAAUCUUUAAUAAUAUAAUCAAGUUAUUUAUGAAUAAUCUAGAUUUUUUUUUUUGGUUUGGUGAAAAUCAUUGUAAUACUGGAAAGGUGUGACUUAGUACAACUUAAUUUAUUUAUGUUAUGUUUUAAUAUUUCAAAAUAUUGUUAUGUUUUUCAAAUUGAUUAAAAUUAGGAAGUUAACCUGAAUAAUAAAAUAAGUUCAAAGGAAGAGCUUGAGAAUUUUUGUUAAAAAUUAUUCAAAUGUUUAAGUAAACUGUUAGGAGUUUUUAAUUUAUGAGAAAUGCAUUAUUUUUUGAAAAUUGAUGGCAUCACUAAUUUUAGUGCCAUAUGAAAAAUCAUUUAACUUCCCUAUAUUUUCAAUUAUUCAAAUUUGAAAUAAAAUGGUAUAAAAUUUGAAAUAACAGGCAAUUUAAAUCAUACUUUGCAUUUGAACUGUAUUUAAAUUUUUUAUCAGUACAUUUAUGUCAGAUGCCAGGGUUUAAUCCAGGUAGAAAUCGAGUUCAUAUUAGAAGAUCAUACUCAAGGAGGAGAAACGAGGGAUACUUGCUCUAGGGCCUAGUCUUAAAUCCAUACAAAAGUUUUCUUUUUUCUUAUUUUUUUAAUGAAAACUGAAGCUUGUGUAACUAAAACUUACAUGAUAAAAAUGUAGCUGACAUGAAAACUGAACCUUACAUACCUUUAAAAACUACACUUAUGAAUAAAGGCUUCUUAAAAUUUCUACACAAAAAGAAAAUAAGAUUUUUGUUUUGUAAAAUGCCCGCAUUAAACUUAGUCCCUUGCCCUGUGUUCGGCUUUAACCUUACUAUUUGAAGAGCCCUUCACCGAAUUCUUAAAAAGAGUCAUUUAAUAAAUUUCCAAUUGUAAAUACUACUAUUCUAGAUUAAAUCGCAAAAACUUCCUUUCAAUGGUUUCCUACUUUUAGUAUUUUAUCAAUUUAUUGUUCAUAUGUACUUGUUUUCAAACACUAUUGAUGUUCAAAAAUAUAUAGUGACUGCUAAAAUUGAAUUUCUUUAAAGAUUAAAGUAAAUAUAACAAAAUUAUUUCCUCUUUUUUUUCCAGAAAAACAGGCCCUAAAGAGAUAAACUUGGAUUUUUCCUUGAAUGUAAAUAUUUUGAGUAAUCGUGUGUUUUAUGUUUUUUCAGCAUUUUAUUCAGAUAAUUAUGUAAUUGAAAUCAAUUAUUAAUAACUUAAUUGUCUAACUUUUCACAGUUUAGUAUACAAAGUGUUUUGUAAUGACCAGUUUUAAAAUCUAUUUUUAGAGUAAAAAAUAAUUUUUUCAUUAAGGUUUGGAAGUUUAUCGAAGUAAAAAAGAAUGUAAUGAAUUUGCUCAAGAAGCUUGUGGUAAAUUUUCCUUCAACCAAAAAUUUUAUUUGUUAUUCUGAUUUUGGCAUUCUUCUAAUCACUUUUUAUUUCCUUGUAAUAUAUUUUCUUUUAUAGAUAUGUUUAGUUAAUUAAAAUUUUCAAAAACUGGUUUAUGUGAGGAAGAACUUGUAAGGUGGUUUCUGAGAACUGGUGGUUUCUAAAGUGGUAACUUAUUUAAUAAAUCCUUUUUUGAUC
This is a messenger RNA of Parasteatoda tepidariorum (common house spider), 6478 nucleotides long. RefSeq names its product NFX1-type zinc finger-containing protein 1. The record is from RefSeq and is a predicted model, not a curated record. Gene Ontology annotation, biological process: regulatory ncRNA-mediated heterochromatin formation. Gene Ontology annotation, molecular function: helicase activity. Gene Ontology annotation, cellular component: nuclear RNA-directed RNA polymerase complex. Lineage: Eukaryota; Metazoa; Arthropoda; Arachnida; Araneae; Theridiidae.